Molecule: messenger RNA, 3644 nt
Organism: Paramacrobiotus metropolitanus
Lineage: Eukaryota; Metazoa; Tardigrada; Eutardigrada; Parachela; Macrobiotidae
Product: transient receptor potential cation channel subfamily A member 1-like
Exons: 18
Coding region: 60-3398 (1112 amino acids)
Molecular function (GO): protein binding
Source: RefSeq, a predicted model, not a curated record
UAAAAACUUUUGCUAAGCGGACGCAUAUUUGCAGAGUUUUACGCCGGAAAGCGGGGAAAAUGACGGAAGGCGACACAGAGCAAAAAAUCUCCAAGCGGAGUAUCAAGUCACCUUUUGGAAUGCGCCUGCCGACAAUUAACCGCUUCUCGGUGGCGGUCAUCAAAGCCAUUAAUGCCAAACAUGGCGACGAAUUUGCCAAAGAUUCUCCCUUGCACACCGCCAUUCGGAUUGGCAAUAUACCUUUAUUAUUGAAGCUCUUGGAACAGCCCGAGUACCGCGCCUGCGUUGACGUCCGUGGCGAUUAUGGGGAAACACCGCUGCACCUGGCUUCCGCCCUCGACAACCUGCAGGCAGUUAAGAUUCUUCUCAAGUGCGGCGCCGAUCUGCGCGUACGCCGCCGCUGCUUUCACGAGCUAAAUGCCGUGCAUGUGGCCGCCGCCGACGGUAGCGAGAAUGUCCUCCAGUACUUCCUGUCCGAAUUUCCCGCCUCGAGCGGAUGUGAUCUUCAGGCGUUGGUGGAAUUCCGCGACACCGAAGGCUCCACGCCGUUGCACUGGGCCGUGCAGUGUCGGCGUUUCAAGUGCAUUGCGCAGUUAUUGGAGCAUAAUGCACCGGUUGACAAGCCACAAACAACGAGCUUUCAGGCAACUCCCGUACAUUUAGCCUGCUAUCAGGGCCUUCUCACUGUAAUGGAGAUUAUGAAAGAAAAACAACCCGAAGCUUUUCUCAGAGCGCUGGCAAUGGGUGACGACGAAGGCUUAAAGGUCAUCCAUCGUGCGGCCCUCAUCAACUCUUCCGUCAUGAUCAAGUUCCUUAUAAAAAAUGGUGCGGAUCCCAAUGCAACUGACUCUCAAGGUCGAACUGCCGUGACCUUAGCUUCGUCCACAGAAGCCUGGGCGGCACUGCGCGCUUUAGUGGAGCACGGAGCCAAUCCCUUCCUUCCGGAUCCAAAUGGACGAACUAGUCUACAUGCGUCCGCCAUAUUCGGGACGCUCCCGGCCCAAGCCGAUACGUUCAAUGAGGAAUUUAGAGCUGACCUUAGAGAAGCCAUCGAUAUGCCGGACAAUUUUGGCUGCACAGCGCUGCAUUACGCCGCUAUUUACGGUAACGUGGAAGCCUUCGAAAGGCUGGUUAAAAUGGGAGCGGAUGUGUAUAUCAAAACGCAUGCCCUGAAGACUAUCCUACAUUUCGCGGCGGAAUGCGGUUCAUGUACACUGAUUAAAAAGUUGUUCGAACGGGAAGAUGUCAGUGUUAUGAUCAACGAUCUUGAUAAGGACGGUUUAACACCGAUUUGCUACGCUGCAAACAACGGCAGUCAUGAAGUGGUACAGCUGCUGCUAUCGAAAGGUGCUUUAAUUUUUCGUGAGAGCAAUGGUCAAACGCCUCUCCACAAAGCCGCAGCACAAGGAUAUACUGAUGUCUGCGCAACUAUUUUACGUCAGUAUCCCAAGAUCAUCGAUUACGCCGACGUGGAAGGUGAUACGGCGCUCCAUUUAGCCUCACUGAAAAAUCAUCCCAGUACAACAUCCUGCCUGUUGGCGCACGGCGCCAUACUAACCGUUAACCGCAAAGGACGGACACCUUUGGACCUGAGCAUUGCUGAAAAACAGCAUUGUGUGACGGCCGCCUUCAUCAAUGACGUCAGAUGGCACACGUUUCUCACGACGCCGUCAUUUGUCUACGGCUCGGUGUCACUGGGAUUAGUGCGACAUGCGCCCCAUCUAAUGAAGAUCGUUUUGGACCGAUGUAUUCAGCCAUCUGUAGCAGAGUCUGCCUUGGACUGCGAGUUUCAUAUUACGUACGACUUCAGUGUGUUGGAAGGUAUAGAAAUACAAAAGUUGGGAAAGCGGCAUCAUGAACCUCCAAAACUGCUGAAAGAAAUCUCCCGACUGAACCGAUCUGUUCUUAUCACUCAUCCCCUCACACGUGCUUUACUGGAACAAAAAUGGAAAAUGUACGGAAUGUACUUCCAUACAUCAUUCACGAUUAUGUAUUGUGUUUUCCUGUCAUUGUUAACGUACAUGGUGGUACAAGGCGUCUUCGUUGAUCUUAUCCCUCAUUUGAUACGACAGUCCUAUGACAAUAUGCUGAUGUACAAACCCGAUUUGGUACCUAAGGCUGGCUUUUCCCGAUUGCUCAACGGGACAAUAAACGGACGUUACUUUGGAAAGAUUGACCACUUCAAGGAUUACGCCUGCGUGGCAUUUAUUUUGGUGUUCUUGAGUAUGCUGCUCAUUAAAGAGUCUAUGGAGUUCUUCACCAAGGGAUACCGCUAUUUUCUGGACAUCGUCAAUUAUCUGGAAUUGUCCAUGUGCUCGUGCUGUAUCGCAUACAUCACGCUGUAUCUCAUGCAAUGCGAUCCCGACAAGGUUCACGACAUUACACCGUGGCCAGUUGGCUCCUUAACCAUAUUCUUGGCGUGGUUCAAUCUCCUCCGCUAUUUCCAACCGUACGGUGGAGUGGGAAUCUAUGCAGUUAUGUUUUUUGCUGUGCUCAAAACACUGAUGCUGGUCUCGCUCUUCUUCUUCAUUCUGACUGCUGCUUUCACCGUCACCUUCUUUGAACUGAUGCCCGUGCUGAUAUUUCCCAAUAGUUCGCAGUUCUACGACGUCCAGCAAGACGAUGACCUGCAAGCCAAAAAUUUGCUGACGUCUCAUAUAACGUUGUACACAUCCGCUCUUCGCAUCGGCGCCAUGACCAUCGGCGAUGUGGAUACCAUACAAAAUUAUAUUCAACCAAUGCUGAUGGGAAAGUUACCAUUUCCUGCCAUGACCUUCGUCGUUUUGGUGGUGUUUUUCCUCAUGAUGCCCAUCCUGCUUCAAAACUUAUUGACCGGUUUGGCCGUCGGUGACAUCAGCGCCACAUUGUCCAAUGCCAGCUGCCUGCGCCUUCAGAACCAAAUCGAUCUCCACUUGCUCAUCGAACGCUUGCUGCCCGACAAAUAUGAAUUGUUCUUCCGCAAGCACCUUCAGACAUACAGGUUUUAUCCGAAUCUCGGCGUUUCGUGGUGGGAGCAGAUCACACGCGCCCUUGCUGGAGGAACUAAACGUCAAGUCAUUGUUGGCACAAUCGAUGAAAUUGACGAAGAUUUUACUGGGAAGCUCCAGAAAGUAGAAUUCAAAAAGCUGAAAAACGAGGUAACGCGAUUAUGUGACGUAAUCGACCGGCAACAGCAUGUUCUAUCAAAUCUGCUGGAGACUGUCACCCGUGCGCAGUGUGCUAACAGCAUGACGCAUCCAUCCGAUCGCGACAACCCGACGACGAAUCCGAAGGAAUCAAGCGACGACACUGCCUCCGUUCCCAGCAAUACCAGCUUCUACAUAUCCCCCAAUCCGCCUGUCUGUGUCAACGAGAUGAACAAGAAAUUGUCCUCAGAGAACUUGGAAAGUUUUCUGUAAUGCGCAGUGUGAAUACCCCUGAACGUACAAAAUUUGUACUUGAUUAUUGUUGCAUACUGUACUUUAUUGUUAGCACUACUUAAUCAGAUUUAAUCAACUUUUUGUCUCAACCGCUUGGAAAUGCUCCUGUUGUCCAGGCAUUUCUAUGAAAUGUGAUAUAACGAUUUCUCAUAAAAUAGUCCAAGAGACAAUAAGCACAUUAUAAUAAUUAUGUGACUCGUUUAUGUAUAGUCUAUAUAUUUUCGG